Kluyveromyces lactis is the source of this 720-nucleotide messenger RNA. RefSeq names its product Erp3p (gene ERP3). Bases 1 to 720 code for a protein of 239 amino acids. Gene Ontology annotation, biological process: protein retention in ER lumen; intracellular protein transport; Golgi organization. NCBI's taxonomy places the organism in Eukaryota, Fungi, Ascomycota, Saccharomycetes, Saccharomycetales, Saccharomycetaceae. The transcript has a single exon. Gene Ontology annotation, cellular component: Golgi apparatus; endoplasmic reticulum-Golgi intermediate compartment; COPII-coated ER to Golgi transport vesicle. The record is from RefSeq and is a predicted model, not a curated record.
AUGAACAGAAACAGGACGUUAAAAGGGGAAUUGUCGAAUAAAAGGACAUUUACACACAAAGCAACCUUCAUGUAUAACUUAUUAAAUAUGAAGUUUACAUGGUUAUGGGUAUUUUCGCUUGUGAUUGUCUGUCAAAGCUCACCAAUAACGGUACAAUUACAGAAGAAUGGGAAAGAAUGUGUUUACAUUGAUGUUGAUGACAGUGACUGCAAAAUAUCUUAUUACUUCGCAGUACAAGAGGGAGAAAACAAUGCCUUCAGAGUAAGCUAUGAAUUAUGGUCUCCGGACGAUACAGAGUAUCCUAUGAUUUACAAAGAUGACGAAGAGCAAGGGCAAUGGACAUUUCCUGCGAAACAUACUGGUGAAUAUGCGUUAUGUGUCAUUGGUGAUGAAUAUCCUAAGAUUGUUGAUUUAGACAUUGUACAGAUAUGUUUCGAUCAGAUACCGAAGCCAGCAGAUCCUCGUUUGAUAGGAGAGACGAUAGAUAGUUCACUGGUGAGGACACUGCAAGAUUCUGUAAAUAUAAUAGAGGAUCAGCUUCAAGUCUUGGAAAGAAAUUUGAAGCUGUACAAAUCACGUGCAGAAAGAAACCACCACACUGUUAAAUCAAUAGCAUCGAGGUUGGUCACCAUAUCAAUUUGCUCCAUAGUUCUUGUACCGACGAUUGCUGUUCUAGAAAUUAUAAUAAUGAAGUAUAUUCUAGGUAAAUUUAAAUCAUAA